Messenger RNA from Corvus hawaiiensis (hawaiian crow), 1531 nucleotides. It is a transcript of the gene COQ10A, whose product is annotated as coenzyme Q10A. Gene Ontology annotation, molecular function: ubiquinone binding. Gene Ontology annotation, biological process: cellular respiration; ubiquinone biosynthetic process. The transcript is spliced from 5 exons. Lineage: Eukaryota; Metazoa; Chordata; Aves; Passeriformes; Corvidae. Bases 16 to 678 code for a protein of 220 amino acids. Gene Ontology annotation, cellular component: mitochondrion. The record is from RefSeq and is a predicted model, not a curated record.
GGUCCCGGCCCGGUCAUGGCGGCCCGGCGGCUCCGCGGCGCCCUCCAGCUCGGGGCGCGGCAGCGCCUGCGGGCCGCGGCGGCCCCUCCCGGCAGGCACACGGCCCUGUGUGGCCUCCGGCUCGCUGUGGCCUGGGAGCCCCGAGCCCAGCCCAGCCGCAGCUUCCUGAACCUCACCAACAAGCGCAAGGAGUACUCAGAGCGCCGCAUCAUCGGGUACUCCAUGCAGGAGAUGUACGACGUGGUGGCCAACGUGGAGGACUACAAGAACUUCGUGCCCUGGUGCAAGAAGUCCGUGGUGGUGUCGCGGCGCUCGGGCCACGUCAAGGCGCAGCUGGAGGUGGGGUUCCCGCCCGUGCUGGAGCGUUACACGUCCAUCGUCACCCUGGUGCGGCCACACCUCGUCAAGGCCGUCUGCACCGACGGGCGCCUCUUCAACCACCUGGAGACCAACUGGCGCUUCAGCCCCGGCAUCCCCGGCUACCCCCGCACCAGCACCGUGGAUUUCUCGAUCUCCUUUGAGUUCCGCUCCCUGCUGCACUCCCAGCUGGCCACCAUGUUCUUCGACGAGGUGGUCAAGCAGAUGGUGGCCGCCUUCGAGCGCCGCGCGGCCAAGAACUUCGGGCCUGAGACCCGCAUCCCCCGGGAGCUCAUGUUCCACGAGGUCCACCAGACGUGAGGGCAGCCGGGCCGGGCACCCCCGGACUGUGCCGGGCCCGCCCCGAGCCCACCCCCCAAAAUAUUUAUAUUCGAGUGCGUCUCCGCUGCCGUUGCCUCAACGUCCCCCCGGGGCUGCCGUGAGCCCCCGGCCCCAGGAGCUGCGUCCCGGCGCUGGACUCCCUGGUUUUGUAGCUGAUUUGGGGGUUUAAGUUUUGUUUUAGUUCUUGGUUUUUUUUUUUUCCUUUUGUUCUUCUUUUUUUUUUUUGUUUUAACCCUUAUUUUUGGUUGGUUUUGGUUUUUUACCUCCUCGGCCAGGCUGGAGGGCCCCGGGUGGGGGCAGCUCCGGUGCCUGGGCCCCCGCCGUGCUCCGGGAGAGCGGGAGGACGGGGAGGGGGUUUUGUUGUGGGGUGGGGGCGAGGAGGAUCCUACCCGGAGCUGCCGGGACUUCCCCCCCCCCCCCAGUUUCCUCCCCAGCUCUUCCAGGAACAAAAGGGAAGGAGCCAGCGCAGGGAGGAGCCCCCCAAGAGCCCCCCCCCGACGUCGCACACUUUGCACAAGCCACACGCACAGGGUGGGGAGGGGGCGGCUCCCGCUGCCGCCCCCCCCCCCCCGCCGCCCCCCACCCCCAGCACCCUCCGCAGGGACCACCACGGUCCCGACCCCACCCCCAGCUGCCCCCCCCGACCCCACUCGCGGUUCCUCACCUGUGGCGGGGGGCAUGGGGAGGCCUCGGCUCCCCACCCGGCCAUGAAGCCCCCCCCCACCCCGGGAGGGUGAGGGGCUCCCUGAGCCCCCCCCUCCCGAGCCCGCCCUGGCCGUGCUGCCCGAGGAAGGGCUUUUACAGGCCAAUAAAGAGCAUUUUCCAAGGGUCA